Molecule: messenger RNA, 1501 nt
Organism: Scheffersomyces coipomensis
Lineage: Eukaryota; Fungi; Ascomycota; Pichiomycetes; Serinales; Debaryomycetaceae
Gene: SPE3
Product: spermidine synthase
Exons: 1
Coding region: 203-1108 (301 amino acids)
Biological process (GO): polyamine metabolic process
Molecular function (GO): catalytic activity
Source: RefSeq, a predicted model, not a curated record
GACUCGUCAUUUUCAGAAAAUGAGCCGCCUUCUGCAACAACAGCAACAAAAACAAACUGCGUUAAUUAUACAAAUAGAAAACGAAAAAUUUUUCAAAAAGCUCGGACUCAAAAUAUUUAAAAACUUGAUUGAUUCCUCUUAUUUUCAAUUUGAAUUCUUGUUUUAUUAAGUCAAUUGUUGUCCUAAUCGAUCAAGUAACACUAUGAGUUCUGAACAACAACCUUUAACUCAUCCAUCUAUUAAAGAUGGAUGGUUUGCUGAAAUUUCCAAUACCAUGUGGCCAGGUCAAGCUAUGUCAUUAAAAGUUGAUAAAGUUUUACAUGUUGAACAAUCUAAAUAUCAAGAUGUAUUGGUGUUCAAAUCCACUGAUUAUGGUAAUGUUUUAGUGUUGGACAAUUGUAUUCAAGUUACUGAACGUGAUGAAUUCGCUUAUCAAGAAAUGAUUACUCAUUUAGCAUUAAAUUCUCACCCAAAUCCAAAGAAAGCUUUAGUUAUUGGUGGAGGUGAUGGAGGUGUUUUAAGAGAAAUCUUAAAACAUGAAUCCAUUGAAGAAGCUUGGUUAUGUGACAUUGAUGAAACUGUUAUUGAAGUUUCAAAGAAGUAUUUACCUGAAAUGUCUAAAUCAUAUCAAGAUCCAAGAACUAGAGUUCAUAUUGGUGAUGGAUUUAAAUUCUUAGCUGAAUAUAAAAAUCAAUUUGAUGUUAUUAUUACUGAUUCAUCUGAUCCAGAAGGUCCAGCAGAAUCAUUAUUUCAAAAACCUUAUUUUGAAUUAUUAAGAGAUGCUUUAACUGAAAAGGGGGUUAUUACAACUCAAGCUGAAAAUAUUUGGUUGCAUAUGCCAAUUAUUUCUAAAUUAAAACAAGAUUGUCAAGAAGUUUUCCCAGUAGCUGAAUAUGCUUAUACUAUGAUUCCAACUUAUCCAAGUGGAUCUAUUGGAUUUAUGGUUUGUUCUAAGGAUAAAGAUGCUAAAGUUAGAAAACCAAUUAGAUUUGAUUGGAGUGAUGAAUUUGUUAGUAAGAAUUUAAAAUAUUAUACUAAAGAAAUUCAUGAAGCUUCAUUUGUAUUACCAAAUUGGGCUGAUCAAAUCUUAAACAAAAAGAAAGAUUGACGUCAUUAGUUAUUUAUUUGCAAUUCGUUUUUAAGAAUCAAUGAAAACUAUAAAGAAGGGUAGAAAAAUAUUAUUAGAAAAAUCAAAAAAAAAAAAAACCUCUUUAUAAGGAAAACACAUUUUCGUGGAUCUUUUAAAUGCUUUGAACAUAGUUGUUCGAGGUGUUUUCUUUUUAUUUGUGUGUUUUUAUUCUUAAUGUUAUAUUGUAAUGAAUAAUGAUGUGAUGACUAUUUAUAAAACUUUUAUUAGAGAAAAAAACAUGAUAAUGGGUGGUGGUGAUGGUAUUAGUAUUUGAUAUUCAUUAAUGGUUGAUUUAUAAAUCGAUGAUUAAUGGAUACUUUUUAUUUUUACUAUUACUACUUAUUAUUAUUAUUAUUAAAAAACCAAAAAAAA